AUGUCUUCAAAACUGAGUUUAGUUCUUGGGCUAUUAGCAGUUUUGAUAGGAAGUGCUAUUGGAGAUCUUGAUGCAGAAAGUCCACCAAAUGAAGUUGGAGUUCAAAAUGAAACACCUGACUUUGGAUCAAGGCGUUAUGGAAUGGGAUCAGGACCGCAGCAAUUUGGACCUGGUUCGUCAGGAAUGAAUAAUUUUGGAUUCGGUCCCCAACGUCCUGGUUUUCGACCUGGUUUUCGCCCUGGUGGGCGUCCCGGCAUGAAUCCUGGUGUUCGUCCUGGGGUUCGUCCUGGCUUUAGCCCAGGUAUACGUCCUGGAUUCCGUCCAUCUGGAAUGUAUGGUAUGGGUCCUGGUUUUCGUCCCGGUUUUCGUCCUGGUUUCCGUCCUGGAUUUGGUCCUGGUUUCCGGCCUGGUUUUCGGCCUGGUUUUGGUCCUGGUUUCCGCCCCGGUUUUGGACAUCAUCCAGGUUUUCCUGGACUCCGUCCAUGUCUUGGUAUUCGUCCAUGCCCUCCGUGCUCACCAACAGAAGAAAGCACAACAAUCGUCCCAACUUCUGAAUCAUCAUCUACAAUGGAGUCAAUUUCUGACUCAUCAUCUUCAUUUACUUCUGAGUUACCAUCUGAAACCACAACACCUUCAAUUGAUACAGAAUCAAGCAGCUCAACAAUGGUCACACCACUUGUAACAACAACUGAUCCAACAUUAGAUGAGUCUACUGAUGAAAAUGGUAUUGAAAUGUACGAUUACUUCGACUAUUAUUACUAA
This is a messenger RNA of Eupeodes corollae, 762 nucleotides long. RefSeq names its product DNA-binding protein Rfx5-like. Bases 1 to 762 code for a protein of 253 amino acids. The transcript has a single exon. The record is from RefSeq and is a predicted model, not a curated record. Lineage: Eukaryota; Metazoa; Arthropoda; Insecta; Diptera; Syrphidae.